CCUGUCUGGCACGUGUAUUCAUACUCUUUCAUUCUCCAAUCAUUUUGUUAGCGUCAAAAACAACGAGUCGAGCAGAAAGUGAAUUUUACGGUAUUGUCUAGAGUUUUAUUUUAAACAAUUUGUUUGCAAUUCAAAAUUAAAAACACUCGGACUUCAUUGCGCAAAAUGGUAACAAUCGGCGAAGCCUUCGCACCGGUCGAAGGAAUUGUUUAUUCUGCCGAAGAUGUCAAGAUAAAAAUUGGCAACAACCUAAUUGGUCCCGCUGGAGAACUUCAUCUUACCGAAUGCUCUCUUAUUUGGAGCUGUGAUGAGCGCAACAGUAGUAUUUCCAUACCGUGGCCCCGUGUGGGUGUACAAGCAAUAUCGUCCAAUCCGGAGAAGUGCAUUUAUCUUAUGCUGGAUAUCAACUUAGUUUGGCCAGGGUUUUACGAUGGACGACCUCAAAACAAUGGUAACGAAAACGGCGAGGGUGGCAGAGAGGAAGAAGAAGACGAACACGAUGAAGGACAUGAGUCCGACGGGUCGGAGAACGAGAUGACUGAGAUUUGGCUGCAACCUUCAGCUCCGCAAAUUGUCGAUGAGAUUUACAACGCAAUGCGCGAGUGCCAGAGUUUGAAUCCCGAUCCAGGGGCAGUCAGUGAAGAUGAAGAUUACAUGGAAGCAGAAGAAGAUGAACUGCAAGAGGUAGACGAGAUGCGGAACUUGCAGUUGGACGAUAACACUGAUUCUAUUUGUAGACGAGGAUAAAUUUGCCGAUGCUGAGGAAUAGACUGCUGUUGGCGCCGUUUAGCUAUCACGAAUAAACCAUCGCCUGGCGAUCGAUUAUGGAAGACGACCACCGUUGGGCGCUCUAUCCAGUGCGAGUAUUUAAACAUUUUGCUUUGAGCUAGUUUUUUGUUUAAAAAACGCUAUUCCAUGUUAGGUCUACAAGAAACAAAACAAUGCCGAAUCUGAAAAACAUUAUUUAAGAAUAAAGCAGAAAAUAAGAGUUUUGGUUUUUUCAAAUACA
Molecule: messenger RNA, 1009 nt
Organism: Wyeomyia smithii (pitcher-plant mosquito)
Lineage: Eukaryota; Metazoa; Arthropoda; Insecta; Diptera; Culicidae
Gene: icln
Product: methylosome subunit pICln
Exons: 4
Coding region: 166-747 (193 amino acids)
Biological process (GO): mRNA cis splicing, via spliceosome
Cellular component (GO): spliceosomal complex; cytosol
Source: RefSeq, a predicted model, not a curated record